CCUAGCGGCACAGGUGGCACUCAUGAAGGCAGCGCCUGGAUAAAGGGGGUGUAACAAACAGCAACACAUACACCGCAGUCCAACCCAACACGUAAUCAAUAUCAACGACAGCCUAAGAAACAAAAUUAUUUUAGUGUUUUAAAAGCAUUGACUGCCCUUUGAAUAAAUCUCAUCGCUAAAAUCACGAGAUGUCCAACAAACCAGCAACCAAUGCCGAGGUGAAGGAAGAGCCUGUCAAAGUGAACAAAUGGGAUGGAUGUGCGGUGAAAAAUGCUUUGGAUGAUGCUGUCAAAUCGGCAAUGCAGAGAAAAUUCGACUACCAAGAGAAUUAUGCUCUCAUGGAUGGUCGCCUGGCCAUGUGCAGUAUUGCUGUCGGCGUUGCUAUGUUCGCCAUGCUCUGGGACUACCUGUACCCCUUCCCCCAAUCAAAGCCAGUGCUGAUUAUCUGCGUGUCUUCAUACUUUUUCCUCAUGGGUCUGCUCACCCUGUACACCACAUUCAAGGAGAAGGGCAUCUUUGUCGUUUCCGUGCAGAAGGAUCCAGCUGGGUUCAAACCGGACAACACCUGGGAAGCCAGCUCUUACCUGAAAAAGUAUGACGACAAGUACCAGCUGGUGAUGAGUUGCAAGGACGGCCGAACCGGCCACCUGUCUGAGGCCACUUUGACCAAGUCAGUGGCGAGCUACUUUGAUUCCAAUGGCGAACUGCUCCAGGAUCUGCUUGACACCGACGUGCUCAAAGUACACAACCAGGCGCUCGCUGGACUGAAGCAUGAAUAGUUUAUUUUGGUUGGUUUUCUGUGGAAAUAAAAAUGCGUUUGUUUGAUAAUCCAAGCAAUCACUUCA
Cloeon dipterum is the source of this 845-nucleotide messenger RNA. It is a transcript of the gene Spase25, whose product is annotated as Signal peptidase complex subunit Spase25. NCBI's taxonomy places the organism in Eukaryota, Metazoa, Arthropoda, Insecta, Ephemeroptera, Baetidae. Gene Ontology annotation, biological process: protein targeting to ER. Bases 189 to 779 code for a protein of 196 amino acids. The transcript has 6 exons. The record is from RefSeq and is a predicted model, not a curated record. Gene Ontology annotation, cellular component: membrane; signal peptidase complex.